This is a messenger RNA of Trypanosoma rangeli, 2847 nucleotides long. RefSeq names its product U3 small nucleolar RNA-associated protein 13. NCBI's taxonomy places the organism in Eukaryota, Euglenozoa, Kinetoplastea, Trypanosomatida, Trypanosomatidae. The transcript has a single exon. Gene Ontology annotation, cellular component: 90S preribosome; small-subunit processome; nucleolus. The record is from RefSeq and is a predicted model, not a curated record. The coding region runs from base 1 to 2847 and encodes 948 amino acids. Gene Ontology annotation, molecular function: U3 snoRNA binding; protein binding. Gene Ontology annotation, biological process: endonucleolytic cleavage in 5'-ETS of tricistronic rRNA transcript (SSU-rRNA, 5.8S rRNA, LSU-rRNA); endonucleolytic cleavage to generate mature 5'-end of SSU-rRNA from (SSU-rRNA, 5.8S rRNA, LSU-rRNA).
AUGGAGGGAAAAAACUGUUUUCAAACCAAGUGGUCGCAGUCCCCGUUGUACAGCGGUGGAAACAUCGCUUCGCUGCAGCUUCCGACUUCGCAUGAGGUUUCCUCGUCUUCGUCUUCGUUGGGCGAGGAGAUUCUUGUGAUGACCUGCGGUGACACCGUGAAUGCGCUUCGGGCAAGUACGGGGGACCUGCUGGCGUCGUAUAAGCUGCCGCUGGAGGACGUCAUUCUCCGUGUGGAUGCUGUCUCAAUUCUGCCUCCAGAGGCACCGCCGACUGACACCACCAACCACGUUGCCAGGGAUGGUAAGAAGCGAAGGGUUGAUAAGGUGAAGGAGGAAGAAGGACAGGAAGACAGAAAUAAGACGGAGCCGAGGAAAAAGCCACUUGAUCUUCCUCUUACUGCACCUGUGCCUCCCGGUAGUUACAUCGCUAUAGGGACUCGAACCCUGCAGGUCUACGUGCUGCGACUUGACUGUAUUCAUGAGAAGGAAGAGGUCAAAGAACCUUCCUCCCCGGUAACUUCUUCUACUGGUAACAACGGGGAUAUUUCAUGUGUACUCACACCGUUGCGUAGCUGGACGGCAGCGCAGCAGGCUAUUGCUGUCGUUCAGUUUACUUUCAGUGGACGCUAUCUUGUUUCUGGUUCAACCGAUGGCGGGGUAAAAGUGUGGGAUGUCUUCAAUCACCACCUCACACAUAAUCUACGUACUCCGUCUGCCAACCUCGUCCACUCUGUUUACGUGGAUCCUGCCGAAAAAUUUAUUUGUGUGGGAAGCUUCGAAGGUCAUGUAGCGAUUUUUGACUUUGUUGGCAAAACUCUGAUUACGCACGGCCAUCCUCAUGUCUCGGCUGUGGAAGCGUUGUGUUUAACGCCGAAUAACGAACAUGUGUUUUCCAUUGGGCGUGAUCGCAAACUUGUCAUCUGCGCAGUGGCCUCGCCCACGUUAGAAGAGGUGCGUAGUUUUGUCGUGAAGGAGCACGUUUCCACCGCGGUGUUUGAAUCACCCUUUCGACUCCACAUUGGCGCGGUUGACGGGACACUCUCCACGUACAGGGUCAGUGUCACGGAGCCUUUGCGUCUUUCACGCCGAAUGCGAGGGCAUUCCGUGGGCGCGGACGGGACUCCGGAUGAUGAGUGGGCCAUUCGAAGUUUACUGGUCGUGCAGAGUCCAAAAGGAAUGCGGGAGGCAGGGCCUCUGUACGGUUUGCUCGACGACGGCAACUCUUCAUCUCUGUACGCCGCUGACGCCGCCUUCAAUAUUUCGCUGCUUCGUCCUGAUGCCGAAGGGAACGGGUACCACGCUGUAUCCACGCUGGUGGGGUUCUUAGACCAGGUGCUGGACAUUAAGCCCUUUCCCCCCGGAUUUCCGUUUCAACGCGUCGUUGUAACAAACAGUAAAGAUGUGCGGUGCUACUCGACGAGCGGGUGUCUUUCGUCCCAGACCCUUCGUGGGCACGAUGACAUAGUGCUGACGUGCGCCGUUUCUGCCGACGCUGGUGUCAUUGCCACAGCUGGGAAGGAUCGUGAGGUUCGCUUCUGGUCCACCACCACUUGGGAGACUGUUGCGAUUGGUCGAGGAGGCCAUGAUGCCGACAUCACUGCCAUUUCCUUUAACACCAAGCAGUCGGAAAGCUACAUGGUUCUCUUUUCGGUUGGUGUGGACGAGAACCUACGACUCUGGGAUGCCGGGGUGCACAUCGUUUCUGCACUGCCACAGGCUGGGACAGGUGCCAAGACGUUCAUAGGGACACCCCCCGUUGUCUUCUCCCACCGCUCCGGCAUUAACGCCGCGCACGAGGGUGCAAUUCACGCGCUGGCAGUCGCCCCGAAUGAUCAGUACGUUGCAACCGCGGGUAAAGACAAGAACGUUAAUCUAUGGAACAUUACUGGUAAAAAGCUCUUUCGGGAUGCAUCGUUGAAGGGCCACCGUCGUGCGGUGUCUUGUCUCGCAUUCUCUCCGAGUGACCGGGUGCUGGCUUCGGCGUCCAACGAUGGAAGUAUUCGUCUGUGGUCGCUCAUUUCCUUGACGUGUGUGAAGACACUGCAGGUGGACCGCACCCCUGUGUUGCAGGUGGUAUUCUUUAAUGGGGGAACACAACUUGUGACAGGAAACGCGGAGGGUGUCUUGCGUGUUUGGGCAAUUGCCGAAUCGGAGGUGGUCUGGUCUGGGGAAACGCACGAGGGCGGAAUAUGGGCCUUGAGUGUUGUGGAGGAGGCACGUGAGAAUGUCUUGCUGUUAUCGGGGUCUGCGGAUGGUGUGCUGGUGGCCACUGAGGAUUACACCUCAGAGGAGGCGGAGCGCGUGCGCCAAGAGCGUCAUGACGUGAUCUUGAAGGAGCAGGAGCUUGCCAACGCGCUGCACAAGGGGCAAUACACGGAGGCGUUCAUGCUUGCGUUGAGGCUGAAUCAUCCGCGCAACCUGCGGCAGGUUAUCAUGAAGUGGUCGGUAAAAGACCCAGAGGAGUGUGAGGCCUCGCUGUGCCGCUCGAUUCUUCCAUCGCUUAAUGAGGAACAGUUGCUGCGACUCCUGCAGUUUACACGUGAGUGGGUCACUAACGCCCGUUACUGCGGCGUCGCAAGUCUGGUGAUGCACUCUGUGUUGGUGACUCAUCACUUUACGGAGUUGGCCGCGAUGCCGGCGGUGCGCACCAUCUUGGAGGCGCUUCUAGCGUACAUGCAGCGACACAGUCAACGCCUCCACGAGGUGCUGCGGCGGACGUAUUACAUUGACUACGUGACUCGCUCGCUGGGACCACUGACACUCACAAGCGAGCCACCUUUUCUUCGCGCUGCGACCAACGUGAAUGGAUGGCCGCAGAAACGGCAACGCUCCGCUGAGGCUGUUUAG